Molecule: messenger RNA, 2334 nt
Organism: Prosopis cineraria
Lineage: Eukaryota; Viridiplantae; Streptophyta; Magnoliopsida; Fabales; Fabaceae
Product: UDP-glucuronate 4-epimerase 6
Exons: 1
Coding region: 627-1991 (454 amino acids)
Source: RefSeq, a predicted model, not a curated record
UCAGAAAUCAGUCAGUUACUGGUCCAACACACACAAGUCCAAAACGGGAACACGGGAACCUCACAUGGCCCCUCUCUUCUUUUUCCCCGUUUCCCCGUUCUGCCCCCAACCCAUUCUCUCCAUUACCAAUAACAUUGCAAAUCACCUGAGCCAACAAUUUUCACACCAACACUUACCUCACUAGCAAAUCUCCGAAUUGUGAUUACGCUGUCUGAUAUAAUAUUGUAAUAUUGUAAUAUUGCUCGCUCGCUUCCAUUACAGCGACCCCAAACUGAUUAACCCACUCGAUCCUGCCUUGCAAUACUAGGGCGCCUUCCAUCCCAUGUUUCUGUACACUUCUACUUCCUCAUCACAUGUCAUCAUGUAAACAUGAUUUAGCCAAAGCCAACCCACAAAUAGGAAAUACUUGGUGUGAGUGUGAUAGCGAUAAGAGUUAAUAACAGAAAAAGGAAGGUGCUCUCCAACCAACGCCUUCACACAGACUCUCUCUCUCCCCCCACGCCCCCUCCCUACCGCCUCUGCCUUUAUAUGACCCGUUUCGUCCUUCUCUCUGCUUCAGGGCUCUCACCUCAAUUCUGUCUCUUCCUUCUCGGAGCCCCUCUCACCAUUCUAUCAGGUACCAUCCAAUGGCUUCUCCGCCCGACACCAGCAAGACCAUUAAGCUCGAGCGUUACAACAGCUACCUUCGCCGCCUCAACAAUACCAAGCUCCUCAGUGCUUCCUCCAAGCUUCUCUUCCGCGCCACUCUCCUCGUCGCUCUCGUCCUCGUCUUCCUCUUCACCCUCAACUAUCCUCCCCUUUCCGACAAUCCCAAUCCCCCCCGCCAUUUCCACACCCACAACAACUUCCUCUCCUCCGCUUUCUACGGCGCCGGCGCCUCCUGGGAGAAGCACGUCCGCCACUCCUCCGCCCCCCGCCGUCCCAAUGGCAUUUCCGUCCUUGUCACCGGUGCCGCCGGCUUCAUCGGCACCCACUGCUCCCUGGCCCUCAAGAAGCGCGGCGACGGCGUUCUUGGCCUCGAUAACUUCAACGACUACUACGAUCCCUCCCUCAAGCGCGCCCGACAGGCGCUCCUCUCCAAGCACCAGAUCUUCAUUGUCGAAGGCGACCUCAACGACGCGCCCUUGCUGUCUAAGCUAUUCGACGUCGUUCCCUUCACGCACAUCCUCCACCUGGCUGCUCAGGCGGGCGUUCGCUAUGCGAUGCAGAACCCGCAGUCCUACGUGAGCUCCAACAUUGCCGGAUUCGUCAACCUCCUGGAAAUCGCCAAAGCCGCGAAUCCCCAGCCCGCCAUCGUCUGGGCGUCUUCGAGCUCCGUCUACGGUCUGAACACGCAGAACCCCUUCUCCGAAUUGCAUCGGACCGAUCAGCCGGCGAGUCUCUACGCGGCCACCAAGAAAGCGGGCGAGGAAAUCGCCCACACUUACAACCACAUUUACGGACUCUCCCUGACCGGCCUGAGAUUCUUCACGGUGUACGGACCCUGGGGGAGACCCGACAUGGCGUACUUCUUCUUCACCAAGGACAUACUGCAGGGGAAGACCAUCGAUAUCUACCAGACGCAGGAGGCGAAGGAGGUGGCGCGUGACUUCACCUACAUCGACGAUGUGGUGAAAGGAUGCAUGGGAGCGCUGGACACGGCGGAGAAGAGCACCGGGAGCGGGGGAAAGAAGCGGAGACCCGCGCAGCUGAGGGUGUACAACCUGGGGAACACGUCGCCGGUGCCGGUGGGGAAGCUGGUGUCCAUACUGGAAGGGCUGCUGGGCAAGAAGGCGAAGAAGCACGUGAUCACGAUGCCGAGGAACGGCGAUGUGCCAUUCACGCACGCGAACGUGAGCCUGGCUUACAGGGACUUCGGGUACAGGCCCACCACCGACCUGGCAACGGGGCUGAAGAAGUUCGUGAAGUGGUACGUCAGUUAUUACGGGAUCCAGUCGAGGGUGAAAAAGGAAAGUCAUGCGAGCCAGCAGCAACCCGAGGAAUCCGCUUGAUCAUUAUCAUCCCAGCAUUUCUUCUUCUCUAUCUCUAUAUAUUUUACUGGUUAAGUUAUUGGUUUUUUUUUUUUAAACUGUUUUUUGUUUUUGAAUCAAGUCAUGUGAAGAUAAUGAUGGUGUAAAAUAGAGAGACAUAUAAUGUAAGGACACAUAUAAGAUUGGUACAGGAGAAGUGGAGGCGAUGGAUUUGGGGGGAAGAAAAGAGGAAAGUGUAAGAUGUGCGAGAGAGGUGCUGGUGUAAUAAUGGCGGGUGGGGUCUGCUGCAAAGGCUGUAGAUCUCAGCCCUUGGAUCUAUAUUCUUGCAAAAUAUCUCAACAAAUUUAUUACGAGUUUCACCAUA